UUGUCGCGGUGUUCCUCUUUCGAAGCCGCGAUGGCGGCGCGCAGAUGGGAAAAUGGCUCGCACUUAUUUCCAGAAUGUGGGCCACCUGUUGGAAACCGCGCGUUACUCCCGCCUCAUUUCGGGGCCGAACCGGUUCUGCCGCUUUACACGGAGGCUUUUAAGCGGAGCCGCGCGGGUAAACAUGCUGCAGUGUGACUGACUCUUCAUCUUCCGUGUCUUCCAUCUUCUCACCACGGAUACAAGGCAGCAUGAAGGGCGAUUUGGAGGCCUCCCCGCCCCCCUUACCGGAAGCGCCGGCUAUCCUCUGCCGGGACGUGUGUCGUUCAUUUGGCAAACUGAAGGUCCUCGACAACCUCAACCUGACCGUACCUCAAGGACACAUCUACGGCCUGCUGGGCCCCAGCGGCUGCGGGAAGACCACGCUGCUGAAAUGCAUCGUGGGCACCCUGAAAAUCACCCGGGGCCACAUCAGCGUGUUGGGGAAGCCGCCCGGGUUCCCUGGUCACGGUGUCCCGGGGAAGAUGGUGGGAUACAUGCCGCAAGAGCUGGCAUUGUACAACGAGUUCACCAUCAGUGACACGCUCACGUUCUUCGGGAGAAUCCACGGGUUAACGUGGAAGGAGACCAUGGAACGCAUGGACUUCCUCAUCAAGUUUCUGGACCUGCCGGAGAAGCACAGGCUGGUCCGGAAUCUCAGUGGUGGGGAGAUGCGGAGAGUGUCUCUCGGGGCGGCGCUGCUCCAGACUCCAGAGCUGCUCAUCUUGGACGAACCCACAGUGGGAGUGGACCCAGUUCUCAGGGCCAAGAUAUGGCAGCAUCUGGUAGACAUCGUGAAGACGGGCAAAGUGUCCGUCAUCAUCACCACACACUACAUCGAGGAGGCCAGGCAAGCUAACAUGGUCGGACUGAUGAGGAACGGCGACUUGUUGGCCGAAGGUCCUCCAGACGUGGUCAUGAAGCAGCACGGCUCAACAACCCUGGAGCAUGCCUUCCUGCAACUGUGCAAGACCUCAGACCAGAAUUGCCAGAAGCGCGACUCCGUCUCAAAAGACGACGUUUUGGUGGACAGCCAGUCAUUCGAGAGGGGCCAGGACGAGAGCCGACCCAUUCUUGGCACCGGCCCGCGAUGGAAUGUGGAGGACUUCAAGCCCACAGCGAACUGGAGGGUGCGAGCCAGACACAUGAUACCCAAAUGGAGGAACAUCGCCGCCCUCACCAUCAAAACCUUGGUGCGGAUGAAGAGGUUGCCGGGCUCGUUGUGCUUCCAGUUCUUGCUGCCCGUCAUCCAGAUCACGCUGAUCUGCUUGUGCGUGGGAGGAGACCCGCGAGGGAUCCAGGUGGCCGUGGUGAACAACGAGACCUCACCCAUUAGUUUCAGCAGAUCCCUGCUCUCCUUCCUGGACAACUCCAGUGUGCAACAGGUGCAGUUGUCGCAUGAGGAGGCUUUCCGAGGGAUCCAUGACGGGAAGUACUGGGGCAUUGUUGGCUUCGGCGAGAACUUCACCACCUGUCUCUUCAAAAGAAUGCUGGAGAAGCAGGUGUCCAAGGAGGUGGUGGACGGAGGGUCGGUGCACGUGUGGCUGGACCAGACGAACCGACAAAUUGCUGUGAUGCUGCAGCAGAAAUUGCUGGAGGCCUUUCAGGCUUUCGUUAGGAACAAGAUGGGCAAUCAAUCCUAUCUGGUUGACCUGCCAAUACAGUUUGAAGAGCCCAUUUACGGCAGCCUGAACAGAGACUUCACCACUUUUGUUACACCGGGCGCUGUGCUCAGCCUCACCUUCUACUUGGCCUUGGGCCUGACCGCCCUCUCCUUUGUGCUGGAAAGGAAGGCGGGGCUUCUCUACAGAUGCUGGGUCGCAGGUGUCAGCUCGAUGGAGACGAUGCUGGCUCACCUCUUUUCCCAGCUGCUGGUCAUCAGUGUCCAGAUCAUUCUCAUGUUGCUCUUCAUCUUCUUAGUCUUCAAGACGCCCAACGAAGGCUCCUUGGUGCUGAUGAUCACGCUGAUCGUGCUGCAGGGCAUCACCGGCAUCUCCUUCGGCCUCGUCAUCGCAGCCGCCAUCGACAACGAGCAGAGCGCCAACCAGGCGGCGCUGGGCAUCUUCUACCCCAACCUCAUCAUGAGCGGUAUCAUCUGGCCGGUGGAGUGUAUCCCUUAUCCUCUGCGCUACCUCAGCCUGGCUCUUCCUCAGACCUACGCCUCGGAAGCCCUCCGAUGCAUCAUGUAUCGAGGUUGGGGCCUGAGUCGCAUGAUGGUAUGGCGAGGCUUCGCCGUCACUUUGGGAUGGAACACGUUCUUCCUCAUCCUGGCCACGGUCAUCUUGAAGCUCAGGACGUGAACGCCUCGCGCUCGCUGUCGUCACGCCAAACACCCGUACCGUGUGUGAGUGUGUGUGUGUGUGUGGAGGACGAGGUAAGCAGCAGGCAAGGCCGUGUUGUAGCUCCUCCCCCAAAACUGUGCUGCAUGUCCACGCUCACAUGCAUCCCUUUGAGGCGCUCCAACAUGAGAAGAUAUAUAUAUUCAGCGUACGUCCUCCUGUCCAUGCAGUAUUUUGGUAUCCAUGGAAACAUGAAAAUGUGAAUUGAAGAAUAUUCCAGGUGCCCCGCACGACUUCUUGACGUCGCCGUGUCAAUUAUCUGGUUUGUACAUCAAAGAUGGCGGUGAUGGGAAGGGUUUGUUGUUAGGAUUUCACAAGCAGUAUUUUGUCCACUUUGCCGGACAGAGUGGACCGCGUCAGGUGUGGUCCGUUGUUGGCGUCAUGUGACCUCGUGUCCACGUGACCGCUUUUUACUCACCAAUAAAUAAAACACCACCGUGACUUUGUGUCCUCGCUGCGUAUUAUCAGAAACAUCCCCAUCACUACACACACGCUUCAUUUUGGUGCAGAUCUGGAUAAAGAAUGAAACAAAAUCUAUUAAGUCAUGAGAAAAAGUUAUGAAAAAAAUGGUCAAACAUAAAAUAAAAUUAAAAAAAAUAUAUUCACGCAAUAGUCAUUGGAAAUUUUUUGAAAAUUGUAGUAUAAAAAAACACGAACCAUCAUCCACAUGUUUGAUCUGCACCAAAACUUUUUGGUCCAUGAAGACGUAAAACGUGAAUCGACACCUAAUGCCAUCCUUUAAGAAUUAGUUAAAAUGUAAAAAGAAAAAAAAUUGCCUAAGCUACCUUUAUCCAGAUCUGCACCAAAAAUCUUUAAUCAAAAUUCAUGCAUUAUUCUCUAAAAAAAAAUGUUUUAAAUAUGAUCCUCCAAGAUGUUUUGAUUUAUUACAUUAUUAUUAAUUAAUUUUAAAAGUAUGUUUUGGAAAUGCAACAAAGUCUCUUCAUUCAUGAGAAAAUUAUGAAAGAAAAAUGGUCAAACAUUAAAUUAAAUUAAAAAAAUAUACAUAUUCACGCAUUAUUCUCUGGAAAUUUUUUAGGAUAUCGUAAUAUAAAAAAACAAA
This is a messenger RNA of Entelurus aequoreus (snake pipefish), 3435 nucleotides long. RefSeq names its product ATP-binding cassette, sub-family H, member 1 (gene abch1). Gene Ontology annotation, biological process: transmembrane transport. The coding region runs from base 249 to 2336 and encodes 695 amino acids. Gene Ontology annotation, cellular component: membrane; ATP-binding cassette (ABC) transporter complex. Gene Ontology annotation, molecular function: ATP hydrolysis activity; ABC-type transporter activity; ATP binding. The record is from RefSeq and is a predicted model, not a curated record. The transcript is spliced from 20 exons. NCBI's taxonomy places the organism in Eukaryota, Metazoa, Chordata, Actinopteri, Syngnathiformes, Syngnathidae.